AUGACUCUCAAUGCGAACCCUUCCCUGGUCUCUCUGGUUGCGCCAGUUUCGAGGCUCUUCGCGUCCAACGACGAGCCAACACCCCAAGAAAGAAUCCUCGUGACUGCCGCUAUCUCUGCUGCGGAACAAGAGGUUUCAUUGCGAAGGUUUUCUUCAACACCCGACAGGAAGACCUGGUACCAGCAGGAUGCUGCACUCGAAUCGUUUCUACGGGUACAUAAAGCCCUCCUUUCAUCUGUUCGACUUCUUCCGUUCGAAAUCCUGGUCAUUAUAUUAACGUAUGUCGCCAACGACCCGAACGUCGAUCUCCAUAACCCACCGUACCGACUUGGACACGUCUGCCGCCUCUGGCGCAACGUUUGUCUCUCCAUCCCCGAAAUCCAUUGCGUUUUACCCCCACUGCGUCUCACGAAGCGGAAUAAGAAACUCGACGUCGGCCAGCAUCUCACCACUACACUAGUAUCGGUGUCCUUCCAGUUGGGCGGACUCGACAGCUCCGGUCUACACCCAGCCGCCCUGUGGUACUUCAAAUCGUCCGGACGGUGGAAAUCCGUCUCUCUACAGCUCCACCGAUCGUCUUUCCAAGCUAUAUCGUCCAAGAUACUCAAUCGAGUGUCGAGACUCGAGACUUUGCACCUUGACAUCAAGCACAAGCCUCAGGAAAUGUCGAGACAAGUUGGAUCUUUGGACGCCUUCCAGGAUGCACCUGCACUCCACGACGUUCAUAUAGAGUGCAUGGUACCAAUCUUCCUCAAGCUCCCUUGGAAGCAGCUGAAGAGGUACAGAGAACGCUCCUCCCACCCCAUCGGGAUCGUCCCAGCCCUCCGCGAUGGCGCCCUUUCUCUCGAAUGCCUCACGUGGAUUGGCAUUCAUUCCGGGCCCAACCCACUCCCAACCUUAAACUCUCUGGUGCCGUAUCGUCUCACCCAUCUCGACCUCGUCAUGUACGGCGGGUCCUUGCACACCAUCAUCAACAUGAUCGACACGCCGAAGCUCCAAGAGCUCAGGGUACGCGACACCGUGAACCCGAACGCUCUCACCGACAUUACGUCCAUGUUGAGACGUUCGUUCGCAGGAAUCUCCAUCAGAUGUCUCUCUCUAUACACCGGCCCUCCUCGCCAGGAUCGAGGUUGUCUGGCGGACCUUCUCCGCCGCAUGCCGCAGCUCGUCGAGUUGGAAUGUAACAAUCUCUCGACGGAGGACCUAAAGCAAGUUCUGGGAGAUGCUUCUGGGGGUUCACUGGUUCCACAUUUGCAAAAACUCGUCGUCUACGACCCAGUGGAGUUGAUUCUGCCCAUUGUCAACCAGAUCAUCGACCAACGCUCCCGCCCGUUAAGCGUCCAACUCGAAGUCGUGCGAUUGGUCUUCGCAAACGAGAAGGCGUGCGAUAGUGCGCGUUGCAACCUCGAUAUUGUUGAAUUGAGCAAUAAGAAACUACACAAAGUGUUUUCCAAAUUUCUCAGCGAGUUAGCAGGGCUAGUCGAAUUCUACCAGUCGGGUGGUCUUCACGGGCCCGUGCAGCCUUUGACAGAGUGGAGAGCUGAAGUGAAGCUCCACGGCGUUUUGACUGGGUUAGAGAAUUUUGAGAUCAAAGACCCGAAUAUGAUAGAGGUUCGUCCUGCACUUUUCUCCUCCUCCUGUGCGAACAGUUUACGCCGUGCCUCGAUCCUUCGCAUCGACAGGCCAGAGCCUUGA
Cyclocybe aegerita is the source of this 1695-nucleotide messenger RNA. Lineage: Eukaryota; Fungi; Basidiomycota; Agaricomycetes; Agaricales; Hemipholiotaceae. The record is from the annotation of a GenBank genome assembly.